This is a messenger RNA of Rotaria sp. Silwood2, 273 nucleotides long. The record is from the annotation of a GenBank genome assembly. Lineage: Eukaryota; Metazoa; Rotifera; Eurotatoria; Philodinida; Philodinidae.
AUGGUGCAAAUAUUAAUUCAACAAGCAGAAAAUUCAACAGAAUUAAUUUUAAUUGAAUUACAAGGCGCAUUGGAAAUGCCAGUAUGUGUGAUUGGACAACAUGUUCUCGACGGAAAAAUGGUAGAACUUGAUAAACCUUUAUUAGUAAUGCGUAAACGACAAGCAGAUGGAAUAAAUAAUACAACUUAUCAAGUUCAAUGUAUGAUCAAACGAAAAUUACUUUUUCAUAAACGAUCAAAACCUAUUGUACAAUAUUCAUCAAAGAAAUGUUGA